AUGUAACAUUUAGAACUAAAUAGUAGAUAAUAAUUUCUUUGCACGUGUUGUAGUUUCCUCCUUUGCCUCCAAACAAAAAACGUCUACACAUGUGGACUAGUCAGCCGAGAGGUCAGAGGUUAAAAGCGCCAUCAUGGCGUCGCUGGAGGACGAUGAUGUGGCUGAUGACCAACUCGCGACGCUCCUGGUCUUUCCGCCAGAGGUCCAACAGGCCAUAGAUCAAGUCCUGCCGAGCAACGACCCUCUGGAUCGCCCUGACUUCAACCCGGUGGAGUACAUCAACACGCUGUUUCCCACGGAACAAUCUCUCGCCAAUAUCGACGAGGUUGUGAACAGAAUCCGCUUGAAGAUCCGUCGUCUUGAUGAUGACAUCCGCGGGGUUGUGCGAGGUCAGACGAACGUGAGUCAGGAUGGGCAGGCGGCCCUGGAGGAGGCACAGAAGGCCAUACAACAGCUGUUUGAGAGGAUCAAGGACAUCAAGGACAAGGCUGAGAAGUCAGAGGAGAUGGUGAAGGAGAUCACCCGUGAUAUCAAACAGCUGGACCACGCUAAGCGCCAUCUUACCUCCUCCAUCACCACCCUGAACCACCUGCACAUGCUGGUAGGGGGCGUCGACUCUCUGCACUCCCUCAUUCGCCGCCGGCAGUAUGGAGAGGUUGCCAACCUGCUGCAGGGAGUGGUAAACGUCAUGGAACACUUCCACAAGUACAUGAGCAUCCCACAGAUCAGCCAGCUCGCAGAUCAGGUGAAACAGAUCCAGACAGAAGUUGGUCAACAGAUAUUGGCAGAUUUUGAGGAGGCAUUCUCGGCCCAUGGUGGAAAAGGUCUGGGACCCAGCAACACAGCGCAGCUGGCUGAGGCAUGUCUGGUAGUGAAUGUCCUUGACCCCAAGGUCAAGCGUGACCUGAUGAAGUGGUUUGUGAAGCUGCAGCUGCAGGAGUAUGCAGCGCUGUUCCACGAGGGGCAAGACGUCGCCUGGCUUGACAAGAUCGACCGUCGCUAUGCCUGGCUCAAACGAGCGCUGGUUGAGUUCGAGGAGAAGUUUGGGAACAUGUUCCCUGCUGAGUGGGCAGUGAGCGAGAGGAUUACUGUGGAGUUCUGCCACAUCACCAGAAAGGAGCUGUCUCGCAUCAUGACCAACAGGAAGGCGGAGAUUGAGGUAAAACUGCUCCUUUUUGCCAUCCAGAGAACCACCAACUUCGAACAGCUGCUGGUGAAGAGAUUCACUGGCAUCACGUUUGAGGAGGAGGGGCAAGGCCAGAAUUUAACCAACCCGUUUGUGGAGCCACAGCAACUGGAGUCAACAAACCCAUUUGAAGUGGAAGAUGAAAAUUCACAAGCUGCACCAGCCAAGCCAAAGCAGUCUCCAUUCAUUGGCAUCAUCUCCCAAUGUUUUGAGCCACACCUGCACGUCUAUAUCCUGUCUCAGGACAAAAACCUAGCAGAAUUGAUCGAGCGGUUUGUUCAGGACUUCAAGGAACACGGUGUUCCCCACGUAGAAGGUGAGGAUGGAGGUGCAGUCCUGCCAAGUUGUGCAGACCUGUUUGUGUUCUACAAGAAGUGCAUGGUGCAGUGCUCACAGCUGAGUGCGGGGGCACCCAUGGUGGACCUCGCAGGGGUGUUCCGCAAGUACCUGAGAGACUAUGCCAGCAGGUUGCUGAUUGGCAAUUUGCCAAAGGUGAGCAAAGGAUCCACGGCACAUGAGUCAAUGCCAAAGGACAUGCAAUUCUACAGGAUGCUGUCUCAAAGUGUAACCACCAGUGGGGGAGGGCUGACCAUCUCCAGCCUGCUGAAGGAGGGGAACCAGGAGCUGAGUAAGUUCAGCCCUGAGGAGCAGCGUCUUGUCUGCAGCAUCUUGUGCACGGCUGAGUAUUGUCUUGACACAUCUCAGCAGCUUGAGGACAAGCUCAAGGAAAAGGUUGAACCAUCCCUGAGUGAGCAGAUUGACCUGUCUCAAGAGAUGGACCUGUUCCACACCGUCAUCUCCAACUGUAUCCAGCUGCUGGUACAGGACCUGGAGGGGGCCUGUGAACCAUCCCUCGCUACCAUGGCAAGGGUCAACUGGCAGGCUGUGGAAACAGUGGGUGACUCCAGUAACUACGUCACUGCCAUCACCAUGCACAUUAAAACAGCUGUGCCACUCAUCCGAGACAACCUGGCCUCCACCCGUAAGUACUUCACCCAAUUCUGCACCAAGUUUGCAAACUCCUUUGUCCCCAAGUUCGUCACCUACUUGUACAAGUGUAAGCCCAUCAGCACAGUUGGGGCAGAGCAGCUCUUACUGGAUACCCACUCCCUCAAGACCGUGCUGCUCGACCUCCCUUCCAUCGGAUCUCAGGUCAACCGCAAACCUCCAACAAGCUACACAAAGAUCGUGGUGAAGGGCAUGACCAAGGCUGAGAUGAUCCUGAAGGUGGUGAUGUCCCCUCACGACCCACCUGCAGGGUUCGUGGACAAUUACAUCAAACUCCUGGCCGACUCUGACACUGGAAACUUCCAGAAAGUCUUGGAUAUGAAGGGUCUUAAGAGAAGCGAGCAGAGCACGAUGUUGGAACUGUUUCGCACCAGACUGCCGGCCCCGCCGUCAGGUGAAGCACAGGCGUCCAACAUGACACCCUCUCCAGAACAGGACUCCAGCAGGAUCAGGAAGUUAGAGAAACUUAUAAAAAAGAGACUGUAGUGUUAAGUUGUCACAGUGAAUGUAUUUUAAUCAACACCGGUCACUUUAAAUUUGGGAAGUCCUUUUCUGGCAUGUGUCAAGGGCACCAUGUGCAAAGCUUUACUUUGCAACUAGUUACCAGUUAACAUUUUGUGUUAUAUGUCCUUUGAAAGAAGGAUGCUUUUCUUUAUAUUAUGGCACAUGAGUAGGAAGGUAUACAGCCCUGUAUCCAAGAUAUAGAUAAGUUGCCAAAUCUUAAGUGACCAGGGUUACAUGUAUUUGUGGUGGUGCUGACAUUAUUACACAGUUUGAUUGAUUUAAUUAUGUCAAAUCUAUUGUAUAGAUUUAUUAAUGAUCUAAGGUUGUUUGUCUUAUAACUUCAAAAAAGGCAAAUACAAAAUGUAUUGAGUUUGGCUGAUUGAUAAUUUAUGGGACAAUCUGUUGAUAUAUGUAUUAGCCUCAGCUUGUCAAGCUAAUUGUGGAUCUGAAUUAAGUCAAGUCCAGUCAAGUCAUAACCAUAGCUUGACAGUAGACUGUGCUAUACAUGUAGAUAUAAGCAUACCAUUAGCAGCUCUCUACUUUUGUAUAUGUUCUAUGUAGCAGGACCAAUCUUGUAGGAAUGUAGAAGUUACAAGAAAAUGAUUUUCAGGGACAUGUUGCUAGAUAACACUAGAUGUAUGUUUGUAUAAAAUAGUGUAUGUGAUGUGAUGCAUAUUGUGACAAGAUGUGUGAUAAAUUGAUAAACUUUGUCAACAAGAAUGCUUGAUCCAAACUUUUGAAUGACUUGGAAUCAUUCAUUGUAAACAUGUGUUUUGGUACAUUUACAUGGGCAAAGUAUAUUGCUGCAAUGUUUUCUCCCUCCAGUGAGCCUUAGUUCAUUUUUUAGUGCAUGCAGUGCUCUCUGAAAGAGAUAGGGGGCUCUUUUGAUUAGCUGUUGUCAGCCAUCCACUGUUUACCAUUGGGACCAGCAGUUUAGGUUUAAUUUCAAAAACAUCUGUCUUUGGUGGAACACUCCUUUUCACCCAUUUCUUAGGAAAAUAAUCUCAUAACAAUACCGGCACAUUGUCCAACAUGUUGCACAAACCCUACAUGGAUAACCUGUGGAAAUUCAGUAUACCAAGCUAAGGCUUGAGUACACAAAGAAAAACAGUCUUACAUCAAAACAUAUUGGAUGGUGUUUGUUGUUUUAUCAUUUUACUGAAAUGAAGUAGUAGUAAACAGUAUAAAUGUAUAUGAUAUAAUGAUGGCAUUAAAUCUGGUUGUGAAGGAAGAUGUCUUACGGUUUCAUCUUUAUCCAUAGACUUGCUGUUGUGCACUUUUGUGAAUGAACAAUCUUUUAAGAUGGAUAGUUAAGACAGUCACCCUGUAUUUCGAGACAAAUUUGGAACUUGGGAGGUCUAAUUAAGUUUCAGACUUGCUGUUAUGUCUUAAGUUGUUAUUGAAUAUAAAGUUAACAUUUCAUGUAUUGGUUAAAACAUGAUCAUUUGAUAUGGUCUAUCUACUUCUGCUAUAGCCUAUAGAGGUAGGUGACCUUAAGUUGAAUUAAAUUGUUCACAACUUCACCUGUCAUCACCAUCAGUAUGCAUUAAUCUUGGACUAAUAACAUCUUCUGUAUUCAAGAAUUAAAAGGUGCCAAUGUUUGCUGAGCUAUCUGUAAGUUGAUCUGUAACAGCCACACAAUGCUCAUGGUACAUUUCAAAUGAUGCUAGAGUGGACAAACCUUUGCACAAGGUCAUGAUUGUAUAAGUACUAAGUAUUACAUUUUCUGUUACAUUUGAUUUAACUUAAUUGAUGCUUGGUUACAGUCAUUCCUGGCCAGAAUUGGACCUGAUGUUAGAGAGGAGGGACAUGGUUAAGAUGCUGACAUGGCUGAAUAUGGACAGAUCACAGAGUUUUUAAGAUUUAUUGUUAUUGUUCAGAUGAUUUGUAUCGUACAUUUUGGUGAAAAAUUUGACAACAUGCUGAACUGUAACUGA
Branchiostoma floridae (Florida lancelet) is the source of this 4635-nucleotide messenger RNA. Its product is annotated as vacuolar protein sorting-associated protein 53 homolog. The coding region runs from base 134 to 2680 and encodes 848 amino acids. Gene Ontology annotation, biological process: retrograde transport, endosome to Golgi. The transcript has 9 exons. Gene Ontology annotation, cellular component: GARP complex. NCBI's taxonomy places the organism in Eukaryota, Metazoa, Chordata, Leptocardii, Amphioxiformes, Branchiostomatidae. The record is from RefSeq and is a predicted model, not a curated record.